Messenger RNA from Entrophospora candida, 2364 nucleotides. NCBI's taxonomy places the organism in Eukaryota, Fungi, Glomeromycota, Glomeromycetes, Entrophosporales, Entrophosporaceae. The record is from the annotation of a GenBank genome assembly.
AUGAGCCAAAAUCAAAAUUUAAUCAUUCCGGUGGAUACUCAAAUUGAUUCGGCAUUGGAGGAGAAUGAACCACAAGUUACACCAACUGAAACCACUUCAUUACUUGAAAAUGCCGAGCCUUUCCGACGAUAUAGUCAUUUCCCCUCGAAUGAUAGUAAUAAACCUUUUGUCAAUAGAAGACACACCUGGAACCCUUCACAAAUUCGUAAACUUACAGCUCCUAUAACACAUUAUAAAAGGCGAAGCGGCUUUUAUGAUGAAGAUAAGCAUGAGUUAGUUCGUGAAGGUGGCGGAAUUCGUGUCUGGUAUGAUGAUUACACAACUAUUGAUUGGAUCCAUGAUUAUAUUAAGGAACGCGUCCGAGUUCGUAAAUUGUACUCUCGUAAAGGAUUUUCAGGAUGGGUUAUAAAAUCUUGGGAUGGUUUACAAGGAUGGAUUUUGGUAUUUCUUAUUGGUGUUGUUGUUGCAUGCGUUGCUGGCAUAGUUGAUGUAACUGCUGAAUGGGGUUCAGAUUUAAAGGAUGGAUAUUGUUCAAAUGGUAUUACAUUGAAAAAACAAUUUUGCUGUGAAAAUCAAAAACCUGAAUCAUGUGCUGAAUGGGUUGAAUGGUCCAGUGCAUUUAAAAUGGAAGAUCCUGAAAAAAGUGCUUGGUUUAAUUAUUUUGCCUAUGUGUUUAUUGCUUUUUGGUUUGCAGUUGGAUCAGCCAUACUUGUGAAACACAAUUCACUUUAUGCAUCACCUUCUUCAAAACGUUCAAUAAGAUCAAACAAUGAUUCACAAAAAAGUAGACAACCUAAACCAUAUGCUUCUGGUAGUGGUAUACCUGAGGUUAAAACGAUUUUAAGUGGCUUUGUUAUUCGUGGAUUCCUUGGUAUAAGAACACUUUGGGUUAAAGCCAUUGCAUUGGCAAUGGCAGUAUCAUCUGGAAUGACUCUUGGAAAAGAAGGCCCAUUUGUUCAUAUAGCAUGUUGUAUUGGCAAUGUGAUAAGUAGAUUAUUCCAUAAAUAUAAUAAAAAUGAAGGGAAAAGAAGAGAAAUAUUAUCUGCAUCAGCUGCAGCUGGUGUAAGUGUAGCAUUUGCUGCACCAAUUGGUGGUGUAUUGUUUUCUUUGGAAGAAGUUAGUUAUUAUUUUCCAAGUAAAACUUUGUGUAGAAGUUUCUUUUGUGCAAUUGUAGCAGCCGUUUCUCUAAAGGGAUUAUUUGGAGCACUAUUAUGUAAAUGCAUUGUUUUAUACACCAAAUAUAUUAGAAAUGGCACCAGGCUUAAACAAUGGCCAAUAAUAGAAGUAGCAAUGGUUGUUAUUCUCACUUCAUCUCUUAAUUAUUUAAAUCCUUUUACAAAAAUAUCAAAUACUGAUUUGGUGGCAAAUUUAUUUAGUGAAUGUUCAGAUGAAAAAGAUUCAUUAGGUCUUUGUGUAUAUUCGGCCAAAGAUGUAUAUCCAAUAUUUCAUUUACUUGCAGUGGCCUUAAUGUCCAAAUUUUUAACAUGUAUAAUAACUUUUGGUAUAAGAACCCCAGCUGGUAUAUUUAUACCUGCAUUAUUAAUUGGUGCAUGUUUUGGUAGAAUGCUGGGAUUGGUUGUACAAUGGCUUACCUUUCAGUAUCCAGACUCUCCAGUGUUUGAACAAUGUAAUCCAAGAGCACCAAAUGAUUGUGUGAUACCUGGUGUAUAUGCAAUGGUAGGAGCUGCUGCUUCUUUAGCUGGUGUGACUAGAAUGACAGUUUCUUUAACAGUAAUUAUGUUUGAAUUAACAGGUGCAUUAACAUAUGUAUUACCAAUCAUGACUUCAAUAAUGAUAUCUAAAUGGGUAGCAGAUGGAUUUGUUCAUCAUGGAAUUUAUAAUUUGUUGAUUGACUUGAAUGAACAUCCUUUUUUGGAUGCAAAUGCUGAAUAUAUUCAAGCAACAAAUACAUUUGAUUUGAUACAAAAAGAUUUAGAAAUUAUUGAUGUUAAUGAUUUGAAUACUGUGGGUGAAUUAAAAGCAAAAUUAAAAAAUUUAUCAAUUUCAGGUUAUUCAGACACUGGAUUUCCAAUAAUAGAUAAUAAUAUGUUAGUAGGAUAUAUAGCAUCAACAGAAUUGGAACAUGCAUUAAAUGAUUUAUCGCCAAAAUAUGAUGCCACAACAAGAUGUUAUUUCAAAGAACCUGAAUUUAAUGUUAUUCAAAAUCCUGAUAAAUUUGUAGAUUUUACUGUUUAUAUGGAUCAAGCUCCAUUAACUGUAUCAAAAAAUUCAUCAUUAGAAGUUAUAUUAGAAUUAUUUAAAAAAUUGGGAUUAAGAUAUGUUUGUGUGACUGAAAAUGGUCAAUAUGUUGGUACGCUUGCUCUCUCAAUAAAUGAGGAAUAUUCAGGACAUUUUCCAUGGUAG